Messenger RNA from Galendromus occidentalis (western predatory mite), 1368 nucleotides. It is a transcript of the gene Ing3, whose product is annotated as Inhibitor of growth family, member 3. Lineage: Eukaryota; Metazoa; Arthropoda; Arachnida; Mesostigmata; Phytoseiidae. The record is from RefSeq and is a predicted model, not a curated record. Bases 1 to 1368 code for a protein of 455 amino acids. The transcript has 5 exons. Gene Ontology annotation, cellular component: NuA4 histone acetyltransferase complex.
AUGCUGUACCUGGAGGACUACUUGGAGAUGAUCGAGCACCUCCCUCAAGAGCUCCGAGAUAGAUUCACAGAAAUGCGUGAAAUGGACCUCCAAGUUCAAAACUCGGUGGACUCUCUUGAGGAGCGUGUGAAGCAGUUUUUCAUCAACGCCAAGAAGUUCACCGCGGAGCAGCUAAACGACGAACGCGACAAGAUCAGUGCCGCCUACUAUCGGGCACUCGAAGACGCCGACGAGAAAGUUAACAUCGCAAACCAGAUCUUCGACCUAGUUGAACGAUACCUCCGGAAACUCGACCAGGAACUGCAGAAGUUCAAAAUUGAACUGGAAGCCGACAACGCGGGAAUCACCGAGGUUCUAGAAAAGCGAUCUCUGGAGUUGGACAACGCAAGCACUACUCCGAAUGCGGUAGCCACACCGGCAGCUACUGCAACCCCAUCCCGGCAGAGUGAAAAGCGCCGAGCUUCCGGAUCCCAUCACUCCCAUCCGGAGAAGAAGCAAAUCGUUGAGAAGAUGCAUGCACCGGAACCCUUGAUACGGACUAACCCAGUUACUCCGAACUCAUUGGCGCCACCGGCCCGAGUUGCCUCACCGUUGAGCAGAGCUUCGUCCGCGGAUUCCACCCGUUCGAACGAAGUUCUCUCGUCGCAAUUGGGCUUGGGCUCGCAAGCGAUUGCGGCGGCCGCAUCACAAGCGAUCGCGGCCACUCAACAGAUGCAGCAAGGGCGGAGGUCCGCAUCGCUGAAGGCCAGUUACGAGGCCAUCGCAGUGCAGAACUUGGCCGCCCGUGAGUUUACUCUAGGAUCUCGUGAUAUUGCGUCAUUGACACCGUCGACAGCGGCGGCGGCAGCCGUAGCGGCAGCGGCCUCUGUCAGCCACUCGACACCGACCGCAGCGAGCGGAAGCACUCCGAACAACUGUUCCACGCUCAGCAGCUCCAUAUCGGCUCUUCUCGAAGCUCCGUUGGCAACCCCUACGUCGCGUAAAAGCAGUAAAAAGGUCAGACCUUCGACUCAGAACAGCUCGGCGAACUCGGCUGCCCACCACCUGCUCGAUUCGACCGAUUCUGCCGGCCUGAGCGCGAGUCACGCGAAUGCCGCCGCUGCCGCCGCCGGUAACGAAGACGCCCAAGCGGCGGACAGCGCCGCGCCCUCGGCUUCGGGAACCACUGAGUGGCAGUACGAUCCUAAUGAACCCCGAUACUGCAUUUGCAAUCAAGUUUCAUACGGUGACAUGGUUGCGUGCGACAACGAAGGUUGUCCUUUCGAGUGGUUCCACUAUCCGUGCGUGGACAUCACCCAACCGCCCAAAGGCAAAUGGUAUUGCCCUCAAUGUACUGCGAGCAUGAAACGCAGAGGCAAAUUGCGUUGA